Trichobilharzia regenti is the source of this 931-nucleotide messenger RNA. NCBI's taxonomy places the organism in Eukaryota, Metazoa, Platyhelminthes, Trematoda, Strigeidida, Schistosomatidae. The record is from the annotation of a GenBank genome assembly.
ACCCAUACGCGCGCCUUUGUUAACUGCUGCAUGACUUACGAACAUUGUCCAAGGAAAGAUGAGGUUGAGUCUUAUCUUAGAGAGCAUAAGAUCAACGAUAUGUUUCAAAAUUUAACUUCUCUGUUGUUUUUUCACCGUCCAGAAAAUCCAAAACAAUUCUUAGCUGAACAACUUCAUUUGCUAAAAGCUGCACGUGAUGAAUACUCUGACCCACCGUCAUUAUUUACUGAAGCUAAUGCCGAAUCAAUAUUCAAUAUGCUUGAUCCGUGUGAAAAGAACGCCGUCACACUGGAUAGAUAUCAACAUGCCUUAGAAACACUUGGUAUUCAACAGUAUGAUAAAAAAAUCACCGAAGAUCCAGCUGAAUUGAUCAGUAAAGAUGUGUAUAUGAAAGAAGUUAAAACAGGUUUAAAACAAUUGGCGUCAACCUAUAAAGCUGUUGAACAUUGAAUCAAAAUAUUGGCGGGAGAUGUAUUCAAUAUUGAGUGCUCAAAACAUCACUACUACUAUUACUAAUAAUAAUAACAAAGUAUCAAUCAGUUGGAAGAUAAGAUCUCAAUUUUGUUUGAAAUGUAUACAUAUAUAUUCAAAUAACUGUACAAAUAUGCAAAGAAAAUGGAACUGAUUUUCAAUUGACUUUAUUAUAAUAUUUGAAAAUAAUUUUGUUUUUCUUUUCUCUUUUUGAAGUUUCCAUAGUAACGAGGUUGUUUAUUACUGGGUAUAAUUGCUAGCCUCAUAUACCCAACAUUCCCUCUUUCCUGAAAUUAGGAUCGGUUAGUUAACUAAACGGAGAUUAAUUUAUUCUUUAUUGUACAUUCAAAACUUUAAUAAAUAUUAGAGAAGAUUUGUGGCUCAGGUGGAUGAUUUGCAUUUAAUAGUGUUCGCUGGGCUGGUUGGUUUAGUUGUGGAGCUUUCGUCAUCCUUAUGGACA